GCAUAGCACUGUCCAACAAUUAGAAAUAUCCAAAUUCAACCAUCACAUAUAGCAAGGCUUUAGUGGAAGACUUGCAUAGUAGUAAGUAACUUAUAGAGUUAAGAGAGUGCAAGCUAAGAAGGAAGAAAGGAACGAAUGGCAACCUCCAUGAUUUCCUCCACCGCCGUGACCACCGUUAGCCGUGCCUCUCCGGCACAGGCUAACAUGGUGGCUCCAUUCACCGGCCUCAAGUCCCUUGCUGGCUUCCCAGUUACCAGGAAGGCCAACAAUGACAUCACCUCCGUCGCCAACAACGGUGGAAGAGUGCAAUGCAUGCAGGUGUGGCCACCAGUUGGCAAGAAGAAGUUCGAGACUCUCUCAUACCUGCCAGAUCUCACAGACGAACAAUUGAGAAAGGAAGUAGAUUACCUUCUCAGGAAGGGAUGGGUUCCCUGCUUGGAAUUCGAAUUGGAGCAUGGCUUUGUCUACCGUGAGAAUCACAGAUCACCCGGAUACUAUGACGGACGCUACUGGACCAUGUGGAAGCUGCCUAUGUUCGGCUGCACCGACUCCGGUCAGGUCAUCAAGGAGCUUCAGGAGGCCAAGGCAGCCUACCCAUCUGCCUUCAUCCGUAUCAUCGGAUUCGACAACGUUCGCCAAGUGCAGUGCAUCAGUUUCAUUGCCUACAAGCCCCCGGGCUAUUAAAUUUGAUAUUUACAACUUAAAUUUGGGAUCUGGGUUUGUUUCAAUUUUACUUAGAACAUUAUAAGAACCUAUAUAUUUCCCACUUAGUGUCCUGCAUUUUCUCUUUGAGAAAUGUCAUGCUGUGUUUUUAAUCUGUGUUCUUGGAUCUUCAAAUGAUGGUGAAUGGAUAUGAUAUGAGAACUAAUAAUGAAUAAGUGCUUACUUUA
This is a messenger RNA of Arachis stenosperma, 890 nucleotides long. RefSeq names its product ribulose bisphosphate carboxylase small subunit, chloroplastic 1. NCBI's taxonomy places the organism in Eukaryota, Viridiplantae, Streptophyta, Magnoliopsida, Fabales, Fabaceae. The transcript has a single exon. The coding region runs from base 136 to 684 and encodes 182 amino acids. The record is from RefSeq and is a predicted model, not a curated record.